This is a messenger RNA of Fraxinus pennsylvanica, 624 nucleotides long. Lineage: Eukaryota; Viridiplantae; Streptophyta; Magnoliopsida; Lamiales; Oleaceae. The record is from the annotation of a GenBank genome assembly.
AUGGUUUAUCCAGCUGAGUGUUCCAGGUGCAGGGGUGCCUUUGCUAUAAUGGAUUCAUAUGGUAUACAAGCACGUUUUAUCAAUAUCAAUAGAGGAGAAAAUAUUUUGGCGAGGAUAACCUCACUUUUACAACAAGGGACAAGGGCUAUAUCUAUCUUGGCAGCAGUUGGUUCGGUCUCCAUCGUGAGUUUUAAAAGAGAGACCCCUGGUGUGUCCCCCAUGACUCACACAUUUCAGGGAUUCUCUCCUAUUUUGGCUCUAUCUGGUUUUUAUACGCUCAACGUUGCUUCUGAUGUCCCAAUUGGUUGUUUAUAUGUCUCUGUUUUUGGUCCCGACGGUUAUACCCUGGCUGGUGCAGUUGCAGGAGUUCUUAUUGCUGCCACCCGUGUUCGGGUAAUCAUCAGAAUCUUGGUGGCCCUACAAAUCUGCGUCUCGAUAGUGCAGGAUAUCUGGCCAAUCAGAUGGGACACAAUUCAGGAGCUCCGGCAGCCUGACCUGCAAAUCUGCGUCUCGAUAGUGCAGGUUAUCUGGCCAAUCAGAUGGGACACAAUUCAGGAGCUCCGGCAGCCUGAUUUGAUCUUAACUCUUAGUGACUGGAUUCCCAAGAUCACAAGAAGUAGAUGA